AUGUCUUUCACCUCCUCCUCCUACUCUUCCUCCUGGUCCCGGACUCUCCGAGUCUUCUUCCUCCUGCAGCUCCUCCUCGUGCCGCCGUGCCUCCUCCACCCGCAGCCGUGCCACCUCCUGGCUCAGAUCGGACACACUGUGCGCGUCGGUGCGCUCCUGCCGGCGCAGCGGGCGGCUCGCAUUCAGGUCCAGGCGGCGCUGAGCCGUGCGGCGGCCGCGCUGAGUCGGGAUCGGGACCCGGACCCGGACCCGGACCCGGAGCGGGACCGGGACCGGGAGCGGAACAACUUCCUGCCCUAUAACUUGAGCCUGGAGCUGGUUUCCCGGCAGCCGGUCGCGGCGGACCCGGAGUCCCUGUUCCGGUGCGUGUGUCAGGGCGUGGUGGUGCAGGGAGUUUCCGCCGUGCUCGCCUUCCCGCAGAGCCGCGAGGAGUUGCUACAGGUGGACUUCAUGGCCUCCUUCCUGGAGAUCCCGUUCCUCAGCGUCAUCGAGCACGGAGAGCCGCUCCGCACGCAGAACCGGUUCCACCUGCAGAUGGCGAUGGGGGUUCCUGAGUCCGGUCUGUCGGACCUUCUGCUGACGGUUCUGCAGCAGUCAGGUUGGAGGGAGGGGACUGUGGUUCUGUGUCGGGGCUGGGAGGAGGCUCGGGGUCUCCUGCUGCAGCUCCUGGGCGGGGAGAGUGAGAGCAGUGCAUUGUGGGAUGGCGGGGGCGGAGUCACCUGGCACAUGCGCGCCCUCCUGAACCUGACACAGUCAGCACACGACGACACUCAGAUCCACGACUUCCUGUCCCGACACUUCAGACAGAACCAGCCAUCGCCGGCGUCUGUGCUGCUAUUUGGAGCUGACCCGCAGUGUGCAGCAGCAGUGCUGCGAAGCGCUCAGGACCUGGGCCUCACGUUACCCAUGGUGCACUGGGUGCUGGGACAGCCUCUGAGCCCCGACGCGCUGCACGCCAUUGGGCUGCCACUCGGCCUGCUGGCCUAUGGAGAGGUUGAGAGGAAGCCGCUGGACUUUUACGUCAGAGACGCCCUGCAGCUCAUCACCAGGGCCGUUGCCGCAGCAACACUGGUGAGACCAGACCUGGCUCUGAUCCAGAACAUGGUGAACUGCUACGACAAGCCCAACAAACACGAGCUGCCAUCAUCAGGACAGUACCUGUCCAGGUUCCUGUCCAACACAUCUUUCUCUGGUCUGACGGGUCCGGUCCGAGUCCAGCAGAACCGUUCUCACGUCCUCACCUCGCAGCGUUUCCAUGUCUGGAGCCUUAGACGCGAUGCGCUGGGUCAGCCCACCUGGGUGACAGUGGGCAGCUGGGAGGGAGGCCAGCUGCAGGUGGAGGAUCAGGGAGUCUGGCAGGGACCCAAACCUCGCCACAGGACAGAAGGGGCGGGCGGGAGAACUAGGGGCCACUGGAGACCGGGGAUGCCGGUGGCCGGGAGUCGGGUCCGGGUGGUGACUCUGGUGGAACAUCCCUUUGUGUUCACGCGGGACGUGGACGAUGAGGGCAGCUGCCCAGCAGGCCAGUACUGCCUGGACGCUGGCACCAACAGCUCGGACACUCUGGAGAGGGUCUUCAGGGAGGUGGCAGGGGGAAACAGCAGCUUCCUGCCUGCAGAGUACAGCAAGUGUUGCUAUGGAUACUGCAUUGACCUGCUGGAGAAGCUGGCGGAGGACCUGGGCUUUGAGUUCGACCUUUACAUUGUCGGGGACGGAAAGUACGGAGCGUGGAAGGGGGGGCGCUGGACUGGGCUGGUGGGGGAUCUUCUUAAUGGACUAGCAGACAUGGCCGUCACCUCCUUCAGCAUUAACUCGGCCCGGAGCCGCGUGAUCGACUUCACCUCACCCUUUUUCUCCACCAGCCUGGGCAUCCUGGUGCGCAGUAAGGAUACUGCAGCCCCCAUCGGAGCCUUCAUGUGGCCCCUGCACUGGUCCAUGUGGGUGGGCAUCUUCCUGGCACUGCACAUCACGGCGCUCUUCCUCACCCUGUACGAGUGGAAAAGUCCAUAUGGUAUGACACCUCAUGGACGCAACAGGAUGAGGGUGUUCUCGUACUCAUCGGCUCUCAACCUGUGCUAUGCCAUCCUGUUUGGACGCACUGUGUCCUCCAAGACUCCGAAGUGUUGGACGGGUCGGUUCCUGAUGAACCUGUGGGCCAUCUUCUGCCUGCUGGUGCUGUCCAGCUACACCGCCAACCUGGCCGCCGUCAUGGUGGGAGAAAAGACCUUCGAGGAGGUGUCAGGGAUCCACGACGCCAAGCUGCAUCACCCGUCGCAGGGUUUUCGUUUUGGGACGGUGAGGGAGAGCAGCGCCGAGGAUUACAUGAAGAAGAGUUUCCCAGAGAUGCACGAGUACAUGAGACGCUUCAACGAACCAACCACACCUGAGGGGGUCGCCACUCUCAAGACAGAUCCUCCUCAGCUGGACGCCUUCAUCAUGGACAAAGCUCUGCUGGAUUACGAAGUUUCCAUCGACGCCGACUGUAAACUGGCAACUGUGGGGAAACCAUUUGCCAUUGAAGGGUACGGGAUCGGCCUACCUCAGAACUCCCCUCUGACCUCCAACAUCUCAGAGUUCAUCAGCAGGUAUAAAUCUGAGGGCUACAUGGACCUGCUGCACGACAAGUGGUACAAAGUGGUUCCAUGUGGGAACAGAGUGUUCGCCGUCACAGAGACUCUUCAGAUGGGAAUCAGUCACUUUUCAGGACUCUUCGUGUUGUUGUGCGUUGGAGUGGGCGGAGCUUUGCUGACUCUGGCAGGUGAACACGGUUUCUACCAACUCAUCCUGCCGCACAUCCGCCGCCGACAGAACCUCAAGUACUGGCUGCACACGUCACAGAAAAUCCAUCGAGCUCUGAACAUGACGUACGAAGAUGUGAAGAAACAGCGAGCCGAGAAAGAGAAAAGCUGUAACCUGCAGAAGCCUCAGCCCACCACCGGCCCCCCCGCCCCGCCGCGCCCCGGAGCCUCCGCCAAGUGGAACAAUGAGGCCAUUAAGGAAGCUGCCACCGCUGCCACGGCUGCCAUUCCUAAAGAUGCACGAGACUUCAAACGAGUCCACUUCAACCUGGAGACCCUCAACACCCGCCGCCUGCUUGCCCGCAUCGCCACUUCUGAAGCCAAAGGAGGCUGGGCCAAGCCUGAGGGGGAGGGACCAGCCAAGCCGAAGGCAGGGCCAAACAGCAAACUGUGUGAGAACGGAGGACCAGCAGCGUCACUGGCCAGUCUGGUGCUCUCCCUGCCCUCAUCAUCGUCCUCUUCUGCUUCCUCCUUCGCCAAACCCAAAACCUCUGCACCUCCACCUGCCGCUGUAGCCCCCACUCCUGCAGCGGCGGCCCCAUCCCCAGCCGCGGCCCCGCCCCCUGUAGCCGUGGUCCCCCCCAGGCCUGGCGAGCUGCAGGAGCUGCAGGAGGAGAUCGAACAGAUGAGGGAGAGGUUGAGGACAGCUUUAGCCAGGAGGGCGGAGAUUCAGACCACUCUGACCAAACCUGCUGCCGCUGUGACCAACAACCAUGCUCCACCCACCACCACCUCAUCCAGUGCCCUGCCCAACGCCUCCUCCACCGCUGCCCCAACCAACACCCCAUCCACUGUCGUCCCGGUAACACCUUUCCCUGCCAACACAAAGUGUGUGACGACCAUGACGGACCCGCCCCACAAAGUCCUGUCCAAAGUCCGGCCUCUCCACAGCAGACUGACCAAUCAGAGGAGGUGA
Epinephelus moara (kelp grouper) is the source of this 3714-nucleotide messenger RNA. RefSeq names its product glutamate receptor, ionotropic, N-methyl-D-aspartate 3Bb (gene grin3bb). NCBI's taxonomy places the organism in Eukaryota, Metazoa, Chordata, Actinopteri, Perciformes, Serranidae. Gene Ontology annotation, molecular function: NMDA glutamate receptor activity; transmitter-gated monoatomic ion channel activity involved in regulation of postsynaptic membrane potential. Gene Ontology annotation, biological process: synaptic transmission, glutamatergic; ionotropic glutamate receptor signaling pathway; modulation of chemical synaptic transmission. Gene Ontology annotation, cellular component: postsynaptic membrane; plasma membrane. Bases 1 to 3714 code for a protein of 1237 amino acids. The transcript is spliced from 10 exons. The record is from RefSeq and is a predicted model, not a curated record.